Molecule: messenger RNA, 1098 nt
Organism: Trypanosoma brucei brucei TREU927
Lineage: Eukaryota; Euglenozoa; Kinetoplastea; Trypanosomatida; Trypanosomatidae
Exons: 1
Coding region: 1-1098 (365 amino acids)
Biological process (GO): zinc ion transmembrane transport
Cellular component (GO): membrane
Molecular function (GO): zinc ion transmembrane transporter activity
Source: RefSeq, a predicted model, not a curated record
AUGCUACCCUUUGUUGCCCUGCGGGUAGUUGCGGCGCUGGUUGUUACAUUAUUUGGAGUGUCAGGUGUUGUGUCACCACUCCUUUGUCUAUCGAAUAAAUGCACGACGCUGUUUGGUGGUGGAACGCAUACAACGUUUCCACAUACACUUUCGUUAGCGAACUGUUUUGCUGCAGGAAUGCUGAUCACUAUUGCCGUUUCACAUUUCUUUUUGCACGCGCUCGAGGAUGCUGCAGCACGAAACGCCGAUCCCUCACUGGUAUCUUUAAUUAUGCUUAGUGGUAUUCUCCUCCCCACUGUUCUUGACCGCAUCGUUGACAAGAAAGAUGGAGAGGAAAGUGAGAGAAAUCGCAGCAACGGUUGUUGCCAUGGUCACGGCGCUCUGUUGGCACAAGAUGACAUUCACCAAGGUGGGAGGUGUGGUGUCCCACUCGUUCUGCUGCUCAUGUUCUUUCAUGCUGCCAUGGAGGGUGCUGUGUUGGGUCUUGAGCCAGAUGACCCAUCACUGUUAACCAUAGUCGUGCCGCUGUGCGUUCAUCGCCUCCUUGAUGGUGUUGCCAUUGGUGUAGCGAUAUCAAAGAAGUUGUUUCUCGCUACUAGUUGCAGUUCUGAGGAGCUUUUACUCCUUCAUGCUGAUGGGAUAGGAGAAUGUACUCAUAACGCCGGCCGCUUGCACGGGGGCGUUGCCUCCACUGAAAUGUGCUUGGUGCGAAAAUUUGACCGAAAACUAAGGGACGAACUUUGGAGGUGGCCCGUGUUGCUUUGGUUGGCCAUAACACCCGCUGUGGCUUUGAUUUCUGCGGUUCUGUGCAGUUCCUCUUCCGAUGCCGCUGGAGGACACUGCGUGGGGAAACACAGGGACCGGUAUUGCAAGGGGCAUCGGCCAAUUCCCCAUAACGACACUAGGGAGUUAUUUAAAAGCGAACAUAUCCGCGGGAUUGGAUCUUUGAAUUCUCUUGUUGGGGCCGCAGGCGGUGGUCUUUUUCUUUUUGCUGGUCUGAUGACAAUACUGCGUGAGGAAGUGCAUGGUUUGGCGGCGUGUGUUUCCCUCCUACUGGGGGUGCUGGUAACGCUGCUCCUUGGGCGAAUUGAAAUAUGA